AUAGAGGGCGCUCAUGCUUAUCCUUUCGGACACACAUUGGCACUGAACAAAGCCUGUGCAUUGCAAAGUCUGUCUUUUUUCUUCCCUGCAAUCCUCAUUAGAAUCCUGUUCCUCAAUCUCCCUUCCCAUUUCCACAUUUUCAUUCCCAACCCCUCCACAUCUCCUGAUCAAUGGAUACACACACACACAUCAUCAGACUCUAAGCUCACAUACACUGCUGCUGGACCUCUCUGCUAACAAGUCAAUGCCUUUUUUUUUAACCUGCUCUCCCAAGAAAAUAUAGGAACCUGGGAUUUUUCUAUUUUGUAUUUUUGCUUUUUUUGUGGCUUUUUUCUUCUUCUUUUUUUUUUUAAUGCUCAACAUGGAACUAACUCUAUAUAGAUGAUCUGCCCCAAAGGAUUUAAUUCUCUCCAGGAUUUUUGGAUAUAUUAAGAAUCUUCUCAUUUUUUUUUUUUUUUUUGGAUGGUUACUGUAGAGCCUGCAGCUUUCCUUCUUGAGCUUUUUGAGUGAGUUGGAUCUAUUGGAUUGUGCUGUGUUGGGUUGAAUUAACUUUGCCUGCUACUACUACGACAAGCUUACAGUCUAACCUGAUACUGGGCUCUGCAUGAAGGUGCCAGGGCUCAGGGUACCAGCCUUCAGAGGUGCAUGUUGAAAUAUGGAGGGAUGCCUUGGAUUGUACUCAUUGCCAAAGGUGGGAAUUGUCAUGCUUUUGACAUUGCUGGGAUCACAUCUAUCACAAGCUGGUUCCCAGGUUAAAAGCUUCACUUCAUUAUGGUUCACCACUGAGCCUUUAGAUGUGGUUACGAUACGGGGGAGUUUUGUGGUGUUAAACUGUUCAGCGGCCUCGGAUCGGGGGUCUCCGACCAUCAAGUGGAAAAAGGAUGGCGUUUACCUGAACCUUGCCAUCGACGACCGAAGGCAACAGCUGCCCAAUGGCUCUCUUAUAAUACAGACUGUGGUACAUUCCAGACAUCACCGGCCGGAUGAAGGUUCUUACCAGUGCGAGGCAUCUUUGGAUGGUAUUGGCGCAAUUAUUAGUCGGACGUCUAAAGUAUUGGUUGCUGGUCCGCUGAGGUUCCUGUCCCAGACGGAAUCCGUCACGUCUUUCCUGGGUGAUACGGCUUUACUGAAGUGUGAAAUAGUUGGCGAGCCCAUGCCCUCUAUCCAUUGGCAGAAGAAUCAAGAGGAUCUGGUACUGAUUCCUGGUGACACGCGUGUGCUGGUCCUGCCUUCGGGGACACUGCAGAUUAGUCGACUUCAAUCGGGAGAUGCUGGACUCUACAGAUGCUUGGCCAAAAACCCCGGCAGCUCCAGGACAGGGAAUGAGGCUGAAAUCCGCCUAUUAUCCGAAUCCGGCUUACAUCGACAACAAAUCUUUCUGCAAAGGCCUUCCAACGUCGCUGUUGUGGAAGGACAGGAUGCGGUCCUCGAAUGUGCUGUUUCUGGAUACCCAACACCCACCAUCUUCUGGAUGCAUGGAGAGGAACUCAUCCUGACCAGGACAAGGAAAUACUCACUGCUGGGAGGCAGCAAUCUGCUGAUUUCCAACGUAACAGAAGGCGAUGCGGGGACAUACACGUGUGUGGUCAUCUACAAGAAUGAGAACAGCACCGCCGCGGCAGAACUAAGCGUCCUGGUGCCUCCACGGUUUCUAAACCACCCAGCCAACCUGUUCGCCUACGAAAGCAUGGACAUUGAGUUUGAAUGCGCUGUCACUGGAAAGCCAGCUCCGACCAUCAAGUGGAUCAAGAAUGGAGAAGUAGUUAUUCCCAGCGACUACUUCCAGAUAGUGAGUGGCAGCAAUCUCAGGAUAUUAGGUCUUGUGAAGUCGGAUGAAGGUUAUUAUCAGUGUAUCGCUGAGAAUGAGGCUGGGACUGCUGAGACAUACGCUCAGCUCAUCAUCCCUGAACCCGCUGUUCCCAGCUCCAGUGUCCUCCCCUCUGCUCCCCGCGAUGUGGCCCCUGUCUUGGUCUCUAGCCGAUUUGUACGUCUCAGCUGGCGACCCCCUGUGGACACGAGAGGGAAUAUACAAGCCUACACCGUCUACUACUCCAAGGACGGAGCACACAGGGAACGCGCCUUGAACACAACGCAGCCAGUUGCCUUGCAGCUAACAGUGGGGAACCUAAAACCCGAGGAAACCUAUUCUUUCCGAAUUGUCGCCUACAAUGAAUGGGGACCAGGAGAGAGCUCACAGCCUGUUAAAGUUUCAACACAACCAGAAUUACAAGUCCCAGGACCAGUAGAAAAUCUUCAGGUGGUCUCUACGGCUCCUACAUCGAUGCUGAUAACCUGGGAACCCCCGGCCUAUGCAAAUGGCCCCGUACAAGGCUACAGAGUCCUCUGUACAGAAACCAUAUCAGGAAGAGAACAGAACAUCGAAGUUGAUGGACUUUCGUACAGACUUGAAGGCCUUCGGAAGUUUAUGGAAUACAGUAUAAGAGUUUUGGCCUACAAUCGUUAUGGCCCCGGAGUCUCAACAGAAGAACACGCAAUCAUGACCUUAUCAGAUGUGCCAAGUGCCAUGCCUCAGAAUGUCUCCUUAGAAGUGGUGAACUCCAGGAGCAUAAAAGUAAGCUGGCUACCACCCCCCUCAGGAACUCAGAAUGGAUUUAUUACCGGGUACAAAAUCAGGCACAGAAAAACCACCCGACGGGGGGAGUUGGAGACAAUAGAGCCCAACAACCUAUGGUACUUGUUCACAGGUCUUGAAAAGGGAAAUCAGUACAGUUUUCAAGUCUCUGCAAUGACAGUUAAUGGAACUGGGCCUUCAUCUGAUUGGUAUACAACAGAAACACCCGAAAAUGAUCUUGACGAAUCUCAAGUGCCAGACCAGCCCAGUUCUCUUCAUGUCAGACCGCUCUCCACCAGUAUCAUUAUGAGCUGGACACCGCCGCUGAACCCCAACAUUGUGGUACGGGGGUACAUCAUAGGCUACGGCGUCGGGAGCCCCUAUGCUGAGACGGUGCGGGUAGACAGCAAGCAGCGGUAUUAUUCCAUAGAGAAUUUAGAACCAAGCUCCCAUUAUGUAAUUUCUCUGAAAGCUUUCAAUAACGCUGGUGAAGGCGUCCCUCUUUAUGAAAGUGCAACAACCCGCUCUCAAACCGACCCCCUGGAUCCCUCAGAAAUUGAGUUUUAUCCUUUUAUUGAUGAUUUCCCCACCUCCGUCCCAGAAAUGUCCACCCCCAUGCUCCCACCAGUAGGUGUUCAGGCCGUCGCGUUAACGCAUGAUGCCGUGAGGGUCAGCUGGGCAGAUAACUCUGUCCAAAAGAACCAGAAGACAGCAGAGGUCCGUUUCUACACCAUACGAUGGAGAACCAGCUACUCCACAAGUUCGAAAUACAAGUCUGCUGAUACAACGGCUUUAAGCCACACUGUUACGGGUCUCAAGGCAAACACAAUGUAUGAGUUUUCAGUCAUGGUCACGAAAGGAAGGCGAUCGAGCACAUGGAGUAUGACCGCGCACGCCACUACUUAUGAGACAGCUCCAACAUCUGCCCCGAAGGACUUAACGGUUAUCACAAGGGAAAGGAAGCCUCGAGCUGUUAUAGUCAGCUGGCAGCCACCAAUCGAAGCCAACGGCAAGAUUACCGCGUAUAUCCUGUUCUAUACAAUGGACAAAAACAUCCAGAUAGACGACUGGGUCAUGGAGACGAUCAGUGGUGACAGGUUGACUCACGAAAUCUUGGAUCUCAAUUUGGACACCGCUUAUUACUUCCGAAUUCAAGCACGCAAUGCUAAAGGACUGGGACCCCUCUCCGAUCCCAUACCCUUCAGGACACCAAAAGUGGAACAUCCUGACAAAAUGGCUAAUGACCAAGGCCGCCAUGGUGACGGAUCGUUCUGGCCACUGGAUACAAACCUAAUAGACAGAAGUAGUCUGAAUGAGCCUCCCAUUGGACAGAUGCAUCCGCCACAUGGUGUCACCCCGCAGAAGAACAGCAAUCUCCUGGUCAUCAUUGUGGUUACUGUUGGAGCAAUCACUAUUUUGGUGGUAGUCAUAGUAGCUGUGAUCUGCACGAGGAGGUCGUCUGCACAACAGAGAAAAAAACGGGCCACACACAGCGCUAGUAAACGGAAAGGUAGCCAGAAGGAACUUAGGCCUCCAGAUCUUUGGAUCCACCAUGAGGAGAUGGAGAUGAAGAACAUAGAAAAGCCAGCUGGAUCGGAAACUCAGGGGCGGGACUCCCCCCGGCCCAGCUGCCAAGAUAUCACACCAGUUAGCCACAGCCAAUCAGAGUCUCAGCUGGGCAGCAAAAGCUCACAUUCCGGUCCAGAUACAGAUGAAGUCGGGAGUAACAUUUCCACAUUGGAGCGCUCUCUAGCUGCCAGAAGAGCCACAAGGGCCAAGCUCAUGAUUCCAAUGGAGUCGCAGGCCAACAAUCCAUCUGUGGUCAGUGCCAUACCGGUUCCCACCCUAGAAAGUGCCCAGUAUCCAGGAAUUCUACCAUCGCCGACUUGUGUCUAUCCGCACCCACAAUUCACGCUUCGUCCCGUACCCUUCCCUACGCUGUCAGUGGAUCGGGGGUUCGGCCCUAGUCGAGUAGUGAAUGAAGUUGCACAAUCCCAGCAAUCAUCGGUGAUAUCCCACGCGCAGCCAGAACAUCCAAGCAAUGAGGAUGCUCCAAGCCGGACGAUUCCUACCGCCUGCGUCCGGCCGACACAUCCGCUGCGCAGCUUUGCCAAUCCCUUGUUACCUCCACCAAUGACUGCCAUGGAACCUAAAGUCCCUUAUACGCCGCUGCUAUCUCAGACAGGGUCCAGCCUACCUAAGCCACAAGUAAAGACGGCAUCGUUGGGGCUGGCAGGAAAGGCAAGAUCCCCACUUCUCCCAGUUUCAGUUCCCACAGCCCCAGAAGUGUCAGAGGAAAGCCACAAACAUACAGAUGACCCAUCCAGUGUAUACGAACAGGACGAUUUAAGUGAACAAAUGGCCAGUCUGGAGGGUUUGAUGAAGCAACUCAACGCUAUCACAGGCUCCGCUUUCUGAGCUUGGAAUUGGCUCUUUUUGCUGCCUCCGGAGCCUGGAAAAACAUUGCAGAGCAAUGCACUUUUAGCUCCUCAACGGCAGCAAAGGGGUUAAUGGGACACCUAGGAGCAUUGCAGCAUACCCGUGUAUUAAAUCUCACCAGUGAAAACAUCCGCACAGACCACACAGGAAAUAACCGUGGAUUUAUUACAUCAAGAAUCCUCAUGACAUCCUGGAAUAAUUUGUUACUCCGAGAACUCUUUUCAUCGAAUCAUUUUUAUUUUCCCUGGAAACGUCUGGAGGGAGUUUGGUGCAAAGGCCACAUUUUCUGAAAGACAGAAUUCAGGAACGCUGAUAUGCCAUACUGACUGCUUUCCUAGCUAUAAAAGGGAAAAGAUAUUGGCGAUAGGAUAAAGAAUCUGAUCAUUCCAAACUGCUAUUGUGGUUCUAGGUUGAUGACCAGGGCUUCACAAAAAAAAAGAUCAUCAUGCCGAAGCUCCCAGCUCUAGCUACCUACUGUGGCCUUUAUAGAAGAGUCUUACUUCCCCUGUUGGGUUUUUCAAUAAUGUUUGAAAAUUGCAACAGGAAAACUAAAGCAUCUUUGUCUGCAAAAUGCAAGACCCCCCGUGGUUGGGGGAUAGAGUUGGGAACUUAAGCAGGGAGAGCCCCAAAGCAUAUACAAAGCUUGUAUUCAGUACAAGAAAAUACAGUUGCAAAGCCAAGAGGUUAACACGAUGGAAACAAAAAACGUGUAUUUCUAUCAGUGGUUUGGUAAUGGCGGUGUUUUUGCCUUAUGACAGCUUAAAGUGAACGUGUGAUAUGCCCAUUUCUCUAUAGCAAAAUAAUAUAGGCACAUUUUACAAUGGAUCUAGUGUGCAAGCCCCAUCAGUUAACAUUUAGAAAUGCAGAAUUUUUGUGUACUGAAAACGGAUACUAUACGGACCUCUGUGAGCAAGCUUUUGAGCUUGCCAUACACGUCAGCUGGGCUCAACGUGAGAAAUUCAUAGAUUCCCUAACAACGAGGAUGGAGGCAACUCCCCUGGUGGUUAUUGGUAGCCGGAACCUGCGGCCAUCAGAAUACCUGCACAGUGGCUGGAGCUGAUUGGCCCAUUUUUUCUACCCAGCUCCUUUGAUAUAUCAGUUGACGUUUGUUGGCCAUGUGGUGUUGUUAGGACCACCUACGACUCGCAUAUUAGCCAAUUCACAGGAAUCGGCUGAUAUUCGAGUUGUGAAUGGCCAGCUUUAGUCAUGCAAAUCUACUGAUACAUGAUAGGUUUUGUAGAUGGUUUCACCACAAAUGGUUCUGUUGGACAGAACAGACAGGAGUAGCGUACACCAUCCUACAGUAACCAAUUAAAAUCCAGCUUUUAGCAGCUCAGAGUAAACCUUGGAAAGCUUUUGAUUGGUUACUGUGCCCACUGUGAUUUUUUUUUUUAUUUAAUCCUAGAAUUAAUUUUACAGCACAGUGCAAACUAUUGGUGUGAAAACCAAUGAUGAGGUAUGAGAUGCAUUAGUUAAUUUAUAAUCUACAAAUGAUACAGGAACACUGCUGCAGGAGUUAGGCCUCAUUCGCUGCAGCAUACGCCCGUGUCAGGGCCGUGUUUACCCACACACUCUCUGCAUUCGAGGGUGUCCAAUUGGGGGCAGCAGCUGUGUCUACACAGCCACUGCAGCCCAAUUGACAUAAAUGGGAUUGUCUGCUUGGGGAUGCAUAGAGCACCUGUGUAUCCCCAUGUGGGUAAACACUGCCCUUUGCAUGGAGGUUUGCUGUAGAACACUGUGCAUUUACAAGGCCUUAGGUGCAAACAUGGGGGUUGAUUUACUAAAGGCAAAUAGACUGUCCACGUUACAAAGUGUAGUUGCACUCUGCAAG
Messenger RNA from Rana temporaria (common frog), 6842 nucleotides. RefSeq names its product DCC netrin 1 receptor (gene DCC). Gene Ontology annotation, biological process: cell-cell adhesion. Lineage: Eukaryota; Metazoa; Chordata; Amphibia; Anura; Ranidae. The record is from RefSeq and is a predicted model, not a curated record. The transcript is spliced from 29 exons. Gene Ontology annotation, cellular component: membrane. Gene Ontology annotation, molecular function: protein binding. Bases 656 to 4990 code for a protein of 1444 amino acids.